Molecule: messenger RNA, 619 nt
Organism: Aspergillus glaucus CBS 516.65
Lineage: Eukaryota; Fungi; Ascomycota; Eurotiomycetes; Eurotiales; Aspergillaceae
Exons: 1
Coding region: 54-509 (151 amino acids)
Source: RefSeq, a predicted model, not a curated record
ACAACUCCGAAGGGGGAAACCCUAUUGGUGUCGGAUAUAUCCUCAUGGAGAAAAUGGCUGGGAAGUCGCUGCGUUGGUCACUUACUUCUUCUAAGAAGAGGAAGAAAGUCAUGAGCCAGCUAGCAGGCAUAUACACUGAAUUACAGGCUUUUCCAUUCGAUUUGAUGGGCUCUUUGGAUAAAUCGGGAAGCGAUCAUGUCGGACCCUUUGCGCGAGAAUCAUUGACAGACUAUGUUGACUCUCGAGUGCAACCCAUUGGACCUUUUACCUCUUCCGGGGAUUAUCUCGUCGAGGGCCUUCGAUUGACGCUAGAUCUAAUUAUGAGAGGCGAGUGUUAUGCGGCGCAAGCAGUCGAUGCAUUUCUAGUCCAUCGCUUUCUCUUGGACUCUGUUCCGAGGAUAUUAUCAUAUCACGGCCAUGACGACGGACGGUUCUACCUGACGCACGCAGAUAAUAAAAGAGACCACAUCCUGGUUGAUGAUGACGACUACAAUAUCACAGGAUUGUAGACUGGGAAUGGGCGCAUGCGACACACUAGAGUAUCAUCAAAAUAUUUAAUAAGCCAGUCAUUAGAGAAUAUCCAUUUGAGUGCAUAUGCACGACUCCUGGCUUAAUUGGG